Messenger RNA from Vicia villosa (hairy vetch), 4185 nucleotides. Its product is annotated as DNA mismatch repair protein MSH3-like. Gene Ontology annotation, cellular component: nucleus. The transcript has 13 exons. Bases 178 to 3474 code for a protein of 1098 amino acids. NCBI's taxonomy places the organism in Eukaryota, Viridiplantae, Streptophyta, Magnoliopsida, Fabales, Fabaceae. The record is from RefSeq and is a predicted model, not a curated record. Gene Ontology annotation, biological process: mismatch repair; mitotic recombination. Gene Ontology annotation, molecular function: mismatched DNA binding; ATP binding; ATP-dependent DNA damage sensor activity.
UGUGUAGAAGAAUCUGUGUUAAAAAAAAGGGUUUCAUUUUCACCAUGUUAACUUCUAACGAGUCGAUAAAUCGACAGUAAUUCUUUUCACCGCGCAAUUCUCCCAACAUAUUCCCGCCAAAUCUUCGUAACUCAACAACCCACCACCACCGUCGCAACUCCGACCACCACCACAACCAUGGGAAAACAAAAACAACAAGUAAUCUCCCGCUUCUUCGCCCCAAAACCCAAACCCCCUUCAUCAACCACCGACCCCCCUCCACCCUCACCCUCUCCUCGUCCCACUCCUUCCACCCCCAAAAUCUCCACCACCGUCUCUUUCUCUCCAGCCAAACGCCGCCUUAUCUCUCAACUAACAUCAUCCCCCAACAAACAACCCAAACUCUCUGUACCCUCCCCACCCAAUCCCUCCCUUCACCAACGCUUCCUUCAAAAGCUUCUAGAACCUUCUCCUCCUGACCCACAUCUCCCUUCGUCUUCCCAACCGGUAAAGUUUACUCCUUUGGAGGAACAAGUAGUGGAACUCAAAGCGAAAUACCCUGAUGUUCUUUUAAUGAUUGAAGUUGGUUACAAGUAUAGGUUUUUCGGCCAGGAUGCCGAGACUGCUGCUAGAGUUUUAGGUAUAUAUGCUCAUAUGAAUCAUAAUUUUUUAACUGCUAGCAUACCAACUGUUCGACUUCAUGUCCAUGUGAGGAGGCUUGUGAGUGCGGGGUAUAAAGUUGGUGUUGUUAAGCAGACAGAGACUGCUUCUAUUAAGGCACAUGGUUUGAACCGGGGUGGCCCGUUUUGCAGAGGGUUGUCGGCUUUGUAUACGAAGGCGACGUUGGAGGCGGCUCAGGAUUUGGGAGGUGGGGAAGAUGAGUGUGGGUCGGUGAGUAAUUACUUGCUGUGUGUUGUGGAGAAGAGCAUUUCGGGGGAGAGAAAGUCUAAGGGUGGUGUGGAAGGUGGUUUUGAUGUGAGGAUUGGGAUUGUUGGUGUGGAGAUAUCGACUGGAGAUGUUGUUUACGGAGAGUUUAAUGAUAAUUUUUUGAGGAGUGAACUUGAGGCUGUUGUUGUUAGUUUGUCUCCGGCUGAGUUGCUUCUUGGGGACCCUCUUUCUAAACAAACUGAGAAGUUAUUAUUAGCUUUUGCUGGACCCUCCUCAAAUGCUCGUGUGGAGCGUGCCUCACGAGAUUGCUUCACUGAUGGAGGCGCUUUAGCUGAAGUUAUGACCUUGUAUGAAAACAUGUGUGUUGAUAGUUCAUCAGAUUCAAUGCAAGGCAAUGAAUUGACUGAGCAUAAAACUCAGCAGAUGGAAGUCAAGGAGGCCAUGAACCUUCCAGAUUUGGCUGUUGAAGCUCUAGCUUUAACUAUUCGCCAUUUGAAGGGAUUCGGUUUUGAAAGAAUUCUGUGCUCAGGUGCUUUAAGGCCCUUUGCAAACAAUACUGAAAUGACUCUCUCAGCCAAUGCACUACUACAACUGGAGGUCUUACAAAAUAACAGCGAUGGAUCUGAUAGUGGUUCCUUGCUACAAACUAUGAAUCACACUCUUACUAUAUUUGGUUCCAGGCUUCUUAGGCAUUGGGUGACACACCCACUGUGUGAUCAAACCACGAUUUCUGCCCGUCUUAAUGCUGUGUCUGAAAUCGCAGAGUCCAUGGGAACUUGUAAUGGCAUGAAGAAUCUUGGAUGUUCUGAGGAAGAUCCUGAUGUAACGAUUGUGCAGCCUGAGUUAGCGAACAUACUUUCAUUGGUUUUGAAAGCCCUGGGCCGGGCACCUGAUAUACAACGUGGCAUUACAAGAAUUUUCCACUGCACUGCUACCCCAUCUGAGUUUAUUUCCAUUAUUCAAGCUAUUUUGUCUGCUGGAAAACGGCUUCAGCAACUUAGCAUAGGAGAGGGGGAUACCAAUAAUAAUAAUAAUAAUAAUAAUAAUAAUAAUAAUAAUAAUAAUAAUAAAUUGUACUCUGGUUUGUUAAAGAAGUUAAUUUCAACCGCUUCCUCUGCAAAUGUUAUUGGUAAAGCAGCAAAAAUGUUGUCAUCUUUAAAUAAAGACUCUGCUUAUCAAGGAGAUCUGACAAAUAUGAUCGUUGCAACUGAGGGACAAUUUCCAGAGGUAUUUACAGCUCGAAAGGCUUUUCAGAUGGAAUUGGAACAAUUAAAUUCGUUGAUUGGCUUGUACCGCAAACGGCUUGGAAUGCGAAAUUUGGAAUAUAUGUCUGUUUCUGGUGUAACUCACUUGAUAGAGUUAUCAUCUGAUGUAAAAGUUCCUUCAAAUUGGGUUAAGAUAAAUAGCACAAAGAAAACAAUUCGGUAUCACCCUCCUGAAGUAGUGACAGCAUUGGAUGAGUUAUCAUUAGCUAAAGAGAAGCUUACUGUUGCCUGCCGAGCUGCAUGGGACAGCUUUCUGAGGGACUUCAGUAAACAUUAUGCUGAGUUCCAAGCUUCUGUUCAAGCACUAGCUGCUUUAGAUUGUCUGCAUUCACUCGCCACUCUUUCAAGAAAUAAGGGUUAUGUCCGCCCUGGUUUUGUAGAUGAUGAUGAGCCUGUUCAGAUACAAUUUUGCUCUGGUAGACAUCCGGUUUUGGAGACCACCUUGCAAAAUAAUUUUGUCCCAAACGAUACAAAAUUGCACGCUGACAGAGAGUAUUGUCAGAUUGUCACUGGACCCAAUAUGGGAGGGAAAAGUUGCUAUGUUCGCCAAGUGGCUCUAAUUACUCUCAUGGCUCAGGUUGGCUCCUAUGUUCCAGCAUCAUCAGCAAAAUUACAUGUCCUUGAUGGGAUCUACACUCGGAUGGGUGCUUCUGACAGUAUUCAGUUAGGGAGAAGCACUUUCCUAGAAGAAUUGAGCGAGACUUCACAUAUACUUCAUAGAUGUACAGAACGUUCACUGGUUAUACUCGAUGAGCUUGGGAGAGGUACAAGUACACAUGAUGGCAUGGCCAUUGCUUAUGCGACAUUACAUUAUCUUCUUAAGCAGAAGAAAAGCUUGGUCCUCUUUGUCACUCAUUAUCCAAAGAUUGCCAGUCUAGAAACUGAAUUUCCAGGCUCUGUAGCAGCAUAUCACAUGUCACAUAUGACCGCAAACGAUGAUUCAAGUAAAAACUCCAACGAUCAUGAAGAUGUCACUUAUUUAUAUAAGCUCAUACCUGGUGUUUCGGAGAGGAGUUUUGGUUUUAAGGUUGCCCAUCUUGCACAGUUACCACCAUAUUGCAUUAGGCGAGGUAUUGUCAUGGCUUCUGAACUAGAAUCACUAGUAAACAGUAGAUUACAUGGUAGAUCAGGAAAUGAGUUGUUGUUGGAAGCACCUGUUAUUGAUCAAGAGCAAGAACCACAUGAUUGUCCACGUCAAGACUUUGACAGUGCAUUUAAGGAAUUCUAUUCAAACUUAAAAGCUGCAAUACUAGAUGAUGACAAUGCGAAAAGCUUUCAACUUUUAGAGAGUGCUAGAAGCAUUGCAAAGACAUUAGUUAGCAGGUCAAUGCAGUUGGUAUAAAUGAGAUGACAUGCAGGGUUCAAAAGCUCUACUAGUGUUUGUUGUAUAAUUUAGUUAAGCUUUCCAAUUUUCGCUUUACAUUUUUCCUGCCUUAAUUAGAUAUUUGUAACCGUGGUUAUGCUUUUGAUUAUAUUUUAUGCAGCGUAUAUAGAUGUCUUAAUUUGAGGCAACUAGGGUCAAAGUUUCUGCUGAUCUUAUUUACGUUUGGUAAGAAACAAGUGGGAGGGAAAUUACACCAUCAAUCAAUUGUUUAGUUUUCUAUAAUAUUUAAAAUUUGCUUUGUAUUUCGUCUUGAGCAUGAACAAAAUAAUGCCAGUUCAAUAGUUCAAUAGAGGUGUGCAAUUGAUGUAACCUUAUUUUACACUAACGAUAAUAACAUAUGCAUCAUCACUUAUUUUAUACUAAUGAUAAUAACAUAUGCAUCAUCAACCCUUGUGCAUCAUCACCCACUCUCGCAGUUAGGUGGUUUUUGUACACUUCCUCCAAAAAUGUAAAUUUAGCAUGACAUUCUCUAGUAUCAUCAUUUUCUUUGGGGCAUCCUCUGGUUCAAGUCCCUUAUGACCCAAAUAGUUCAUCAUUUCUAGUGCAUCAUGUUUGGUCAUUAUGGAGUGAUCUAAUAAUCUUCCUUUGAUUGAAAGAUAUGGCAGGCGUGAGACAUCAUCUAGUGUGAUAAACAUGUCACCACAUGGAAGAUGAAAAGACGACGUCUCA